AUGCUUCAGAUCGAGGAACUGCAAGAUAUCCUUGAUCACUCUUCGUCAGGCGAAGAUGACACACCCUCACCAGAAUCAUCUCACUCGGGUUCACAGGACGGGUUCAUCUUUGGAUUCUAUUCGCUUUCCAAAUCUCUUCGAGAGUUUCAUCCCCCCACGUCCAAGGUCCCAAUACUGUGGGGAAAAUAUCGGGAAAAUGUAGCUCCUUUGAUCACCAUCGUACACCGACCGACUGCCAGAGAACUUUUUGUAGAGGCAGCAAGGCAUCCAGAUGCCCUGGACAAAAAUUCAGAGGCACUGAUAUUUUCCAUGUAUCUUUGCAGCAUUGUCAGCAUGAAACCUGACGAGUGCUUGUUCCAAUUCGGUGAAGACCGAACUACUGUUGUCAAGCGGUACAGGUUUGCUACGGAGCAAGCGCUGGCAAAAGCUGGGUUUUUGAAUACACAAAGCUUGAUCCUCCUGCAAGCCGCUGUCUUAUUCUUGGUCUGCGUGCGGCGAGAAGAUGAUAGCAAGUUUGUAUGGUCCAUGACAUCCGUCGUUUUACGCCUUGCUCAGGGCUUAGGCCUACACCGGGAUGGCACCAAUUUCGCCCUGAAACCGUUCGAAACGGAGAUGCGGCGUCGUUUAUGGUGGCAUAUCUCGCUGUUGGAUGUCCGCUCAUCCGAAGACCAUGGGACGGACCCACUCAUUCACGAGAGCAUGUACGAUACUCUACUGCCAUUAAACAUCAAUGACGACGACCUGUCGCCCGACAUGGAAGAGCCCCCUAAAGAACAAGAAGGCUGCACAGAUGCAACAUUCUGUCUAAUUCGCUGUGAGAUCACGAGCGCUUUGCGGAGAGCAAAUUACGCUUGUCCCAGCGCCCGAUUUCGUGCGCCUAACAGUUUACCGCACAUAGAUCGUGCUGGACGGAUGAUUCAAAUCAUCAGUGAUCGAUGCGAACAACGGUAUAUCAGGCACUGUGAUAUGAACAUCCCCGUGCAGUGGUGCUCCGCCACAGUUGGGCGUCUGAUUCUUGCCAAAUUAUGGUUGAUAGUCCAUCACCCGAUGACCCAAAGAGACCGCGGAAAUGUGUCGCAAGAAACCAGAGAGAGCUUGUUUCUGACUGCAAUUGAGGUCCUCGAAUUUGGCCACUUGCUUGAGACUGACACCAAAACCGCCAAAUGGGGCUGGCUGUUCCGGACUAAUAUGCAAUGGCAUGGGGUCGCAUUCGUUCUGUCUGAGAUAUGCGUCCGACCAAUCUGCCCUGUUACCGAUCGAGCUUGGAGCGCUGUCAGUCUGAUCUACACGGAAUGGGCCGCGCAGGCCACUCAUAAAAAGGGCAUGCUUUGGCGUCCACUUGCCGCCUUGAUGAAAAGAGCUGCUGCUACCCGGGACAAGCAACAGCAAGAAUUGAUAUUCAAAUUUGGACCAUUCCUCCAAACAAUAGAGCCCGUUCAAAGAAUCUGUCCUAAUACACUUCCCCGGAUUCAUGUGCCAACGGGUAUGCUGAAUUCUCCGUCGACAACUCGACCAAGCUCAACGGCACCGACUGCAUCCGAGGUAGACUACAAUAUCGACCUGAGCAAUGGACCAUUGGGUGCUCUCCAAAAUUUGUUUCCUGGCACAAAUAUUCUAGCUGCAUCAAACAAUAUUUUCGAUGCCCCGCCGGCCCAGAAUAAUAUCUCAGCACCGAGCUUUUCCACAGGUAUGCCCUACAACACAGACAUGAGCAACUCAUUUUUGAAUCAGAUUCCGCUUCCUGAGUCUGCUCAGCUCAGUUGGGAGGAAUGGGAUCAAGUCAUGCGUGAUUUCCAGAUGGAUGUUGAAAAUGACGAUUCUCAGCAAAGCAAUGGAACCAAUGUUCCCGAGUGGUUUACCUAA
Molecule: messenger RNA, 1863 nt
Organism: Penicillium digitatum Pd1
Lineage: Eukaryota; Fungi; Ascomycota; Eurotiomycetes; Eurotiales; Aspergillaceae
Product: putative C6 transcription factor
Biological process (GO): regulation of DNA-templated transcription; DNA-templated transcription
Molecular function (GO): DNA-binding transcription factor activity, RNA polymerase II-specific; zinc ion binding; DNA binding
Source: RefSeq, a predicted model, not a curated record